This is a messenger RNA of Symbiodinium sp. CCMP2456, 351 nucleotides long. NCBI's taxonomy places the organism in Eukaryota, Dinophyceae, Suessiales, Symbiodiniaceae. The record is from the annotation of a GenBank genome assembly.
GCUGUGUGGAUCGCGCAGCAGUUCCUCCAUCGGCCUCCGAGCUUCAUUCUACCUGAUGAAGCGGCCCUUAGGGCCGUGAAGAGGUGGAGAGAAGGUCGACGGCAAGAAUUCGGACAACUGCAAGGUGGGCUUUGGCACCUUCCCGAGGACGAGGAGCUCGACCGCCUGUUGAGGGAAGAUCCCGCCGUGAAAGCGGCAAAGGCUCGCUUGGCGGAGUUCUUCCGUCUUCUGGCAGAAGAUGAUGGCUACGACGUCCCUGGUGCUGUUCCGGAGACCAUGCGCUCGAAUGCCAGGCUCGGAAACCAUGGCCAGCAGCAGGAAGGCUAUUCAUCUUGGCAACAGAGUGCCUGA